GUGUACCGAAUGCUCCAUAUCCGGGUUCCCGCCGCCGCCGCCGCCGCCGUCGCCGUCGCCGUCGCCGCCUCGCUCAUUCAGCUUUGCGGGGAGUGGUGUGAUUCCCGACCAAGAUGGCGGCUGUGGGGCGAGUUGGCUCCUUCGGUUCCUCUCCGCCGGGAUUAGCCUCGACUUACACAGGGGGCCCCUUGGCUAACGAGCUAACAUCGGGCAACGGCGGCGCCGCAGCGGGAGACGACGAGGACGGGCAGAACCUUUGGUCCUGCAUCCUCAGCGAGGUCUCCACCCGCUCGCGCUCCAAGCUCCCCGCGGGGAAGAACGUACUGCUGCUGGGUGAAGAUGGAGCUGGAAAAACAAGCUUAAUAAGAAAAAUUCAGGGAAUAGAAGAGUACAAGAAAGGAAGAGGGUUGGAAUAUUUGUACUUAAAUGUUCAUGAUGAAGACAGGGAAGAUCAAACAAGGUGUAAUGUAUGGAUCUUAGAUGGAGACCUUUAUCACAAGGGCCUCCUUAAAUUUUCACUGGAUGCCAUUUCUCUGAAGGACACUCUAGUUAUGCUGGUUGUGGAUAUGUCAAAGCCUUGGACUGCUUUGGAUUCUCUACAGAAAUGGGCAAGUGUUGUUAGAGAACAUAUUGACAAAUUGAAAAUUCCUCCUGAAGAAAUGAAAGAAAUGGAACAAAAGUUGAUUAGAGACUUCCAAGAAUAUGUAGAGCCGGGAGAAGAUUUCCCAGCCUCUCCUCAGAGAAGAAAUACUGGGUCACAGGAAGACAAAGACGACAGUGUGGUUUUACCUCUGGGUGCGGACACACUUACACAUAACUUGGGCAUCCCAGUACUAGUAGUUUGCACCAAGUGUGAUGCCAUUAGUGUAUUGGAGAAAGAACAUGACUACAGAGAUGAACAUUUUGAUUUUAUUCAGUCACAUAUCCGGAAGUUUUGUUUACAGUAUGGUGCAGCACUUAUUUACACUUCAGUAAAAGAAAACAAAAAUAUAGAUUUAGUAUAUAAAUAUAUCGUUCAGAAACUGUAUGGAUUUCCCUAUAAGAUUCCUGCUGUUGUUGUGGAAAAAGAUGCAGUAUUUAUUCCAGCAGGGUGGGAUAAUGAUAAGAAAAUAGGAAUAUUACAUGAAAAUUUUCAAACAUUAAAAGCAGAAGAUAAUUUUGAAGACAUUAUAACUAAACCACCUGUCCGAAAGUUUGUACAUGAGAAGGAAAUUGUGGCAGAAGAUGACCAAGUGUUUCUUAUGAAGCUACAGUCCCUUUUAGCAAAGCAACCACCAACUGCAGCUGGAAGGCCUGUGGAUGCCUCACCAAGAGUCCCAGGAGGCUCCCCUCGAACACCAAACCGAUCUGUGUCAUCCAAUGUUGCCAGCGUGUCACCCAUCCCUGCAGGGUCAAAAAAAAUUGAUCCAAACAUGAAAGCUGGAGCUACAAGUGAAGGUGUCCUGGCAAAUUUCUUCAAUAGUUUGCUGAGUAAAAAGACUGGCUCUCCAGGAGGCCCUGGUGUUGGCAGUGGUAGCCCUGGAGGUGGGGCUGGAGCUGGAAGCAGUGGUUUACCACCAUCUGCCAAGAAAUCAGGCCAGAAGCCUGUCCUAUCAGAUGUUCACGCAGAACUAGACAGAAUUGCACGCAAACCAGUUACAGUUUCUCCUACAACACCUACAGCUCCUACGGAAGGAGAAGCUUCUUGAAGAUACCAAAUAAAGCCAUUUAUUCAGUUUUUUGGGAUAAUGUAAACUGGUCUCUGCCUUCUCCUUGAAAAGUGGAAUUAGGGAACUGGAGUGCUUUUUCAGAUGGACUAAAUUUCUUUCUUUUCUUUUCUUUUUUUUUUGUGGUUGCCCAUUUUUAUAAAAGGAAGCUAUACAGAAGAAAAAUUAUUCUACACUAUGUAGGAUUGCUGUUUGCAUUGCCACUUUGCAUAAGGAAAUAAUUUUGGAUUUUGAAAAACUCAGAAUUUAUAGAUCUGAAAUACAGCCAUGUGAUCAUACUCUAAAGGCUCUUUAAAACAUAAGAGGGUUUAGGAAAGGGCAGAAAAUAAUACGCUUUGGGCAUUUGACUGACUUGAAAGUCCAAGCUUAUUUUAGUUAAGACUAUUAAAAUCAUUUGAAAAAUUAUGUGUUAGUUUUGCUGGAAAAGAGAAAACGGUCAAUUGUCAGAUUUUCCACACCAACGUAAAUAUAACACCACACAUGGAAUAUACUGAGAAAACUAUCAGAUAGCAUUUUAUACACUAGUCAUUGUCUCAACCCACGAUCCUGUAAGUUCUCAUCAAAAUAUGAUUUUGAAAUAUUGGCCAAGAUUCAUUUCUUUAACUGAGAAGAAAAGAAAAGCACACUGCCUAAAUGCAUAAAAGAAAAAUGCAGAGGUUAUUAAAAUGUAAAGAGGUAACAGUCUUUGGAUUUGUCUAUCUAUAUCUGUAUCAAUAUAUAGAUAUAGAUAUAUAUAUGGCUCUGCCUUAAUAUACCCCUUUUUUGUUUGUGACUUUCAACUGUAAUCAGUUAAUAAAGUAUUUAUUCUCUGCA
Molecule: messenger RNA, 2519 nt
Organism: Odobenus rosmarus divergens (Pacific walrus)
Lineage: Eukaryota; Metazoa; Chordata; Mammalia; Carnivora; Odobenidae
Gene: DYNC1LI1
Product: dynein, cytoplasmic 1, light intermediate chain 1
Exons: 13
Coding region: 114-1688 (524 amino acids)
Biological process (GO): microtubule-based movement; microtubule cytoskeleton organization
Cellular component (GO): centrosome; cytoplasmic dynein complex
Molecular function (GO): dynein heavy chain binding
Source: RefSeq, a predicted model, not a curated record